Molecule: messenger RNA, 2106 nt
Organism: Ilyonectria robusta
Lineage: Eukaryota; Fungi; Ascomycota; Sordariomycetes; Hypocreales; Nectriaceae
Product: family 4 glycosyltransferase
Exons: 8
Coding region: 1-2106 (701 amino acids)
Molecular function (GO): glycosyltransferase activity
Source: RefSeq, a predicted model, not a curated record
AUGACACCCAACCCGGUCCGCAAGUUCUCCACGGGAGCCUCCUCCCAUCGCAAGAGGCAGAUGAGCCUUAUUGUCGAGAAGGAAGGUCAACUUGGAGCUUCUCUUACCACCCUGUACCUUGGUAUCUCAGCUGUCUUUGCUGAUGACCACACCGCGGUCGUUGCCCUCGCUAUCCACGAUACCACAUACCUCCUCGACUUUUCCGUCAAGCACGUCGCCCUCGAUGAGGACCUUCGUGAGGGCAAUGAUCUCAUUGCCGACCACAUCAUCUCCGAAGUUGAGAACUACGAGCACGAAAACUUUGUCAAGUUCAUCGGUGCUGGUCUCCCAACCUCGCUGAAGUACAUGAGCCCUACCCUCUGCUCACGCCUCUGGCUCGAGCUCGACAUCAUCCCUGUUGUCCUCCGACCCGACUCUGAAGCCAAGGAAAAGAGCUUCUGGGAUGUCAAGCGUGUCGAUGAGCAGGCUGACUCCAUGGUCCGCAAGUGUAUCCUCAACUUCGGCCCCUCAUUGGUUCCUCUGCUGCAAGUCGGCUGGAGGGGCAUUGUCCAGACUGAUGCUGGUUUCCGAGUCCACCUCACCACCGUUGGAGACCACAAAGCCACCUGUGGCCUUCCCACAUGGAACACCAUGCAGGUUUACGCCCACAGACUCCGAGAGAAGAAGACCAAGGUCGCCUUCUUCAGCAGCACCCCCCAGGGUGGAGGUGUCGCUCUCAUGCGCCACGCUCUCGUCCGUCUCUCUCGUCUGCUAGGCGUUGACCUGGUGUGGUAUGUCCCCAAGCCCCGACCUGGUGUCUUCCGAAUCACCAAGAAUGUGCACAACAUUCUCCAGGGUGUCAGCCACCCCGACCAGCGCAUUUCCGCUGAGGAAAAGGCUUCCAUCACCGACUGGAUCGAGGACAAUGCCAACAGAUACUGGCUUUCUGAGGGUGGUCCUCUCCGUCCCCCGGAGGAGGGUGGUGCCGAUGUCAUCAUCAUCGAUGAUCCCCAAAUGCCCGGCCUCAUCCCAUUGAUCAAGAAGAUCACCCCCAACCGCCCCGUUCUUUACCGAUCUCACAUCCAGAUCCGAAGCGACCUCGUCGCCAUCGAGGGCUCCCCCCAGGCCGACAUCUGGAGCUUCCUCUGGGGCAACAUCCAGCAUGCCGACAUGUUCAUCAGCCACCCCAUCCCCAAGUUUGUGCCUCUCAACGUCCCCCGCGAGAAGGUUGUCUACCUUCCCGCCACCACUGACUGGCUCGAUGGCCUGAACAAGCCCAUGAACAAGUGGGACACUGGCUACUAUGGCCACAUCUACAACCAGCAGUGCCACUCCCAGCGAAUGACUCCCCUUGCUUGGCCCAACCGCAAGUACAUCGCCCAAGUCGCCCGAUUCGACCCCGCCAAGGGUAUCCCGACCGUCAUCGACUCGUACGCCGAGUUCCGACGCCAGUGCGACAAGGCCGGCAUCACCGAUGUUCCCCAGCUCGUUGUCUGCGGCAACGGCUCCAUCGAUGACCCCGAUGCCACCAUCAUCUUUGACCAGACCAUGAACCAGCUCGAGACUCACUACCCCGAGCUUCUUCCCGACUGCAGCGUCAUCCGCCUCGAGCCCAACGACCAGCUCCUCAACAUGGUCAUUGCCAACGCCCACGUCAUCCUGCAGCUCUCCACCCGCGAAGGUUUCGAGAUCAAGGUGUCCGAGGCCCUCCACGCCGGUGUCCCCGUCAUCUGCUCCAACGAGGGCGGCAUCCCGACCCAGGUCAAGGAGAAUGUCAACGGAUACCUCGUCACUCCCGGCGACUACAAGACCGUUGCUGGCCACCUCAUGAAGCUGUUCACCGACGAGGAGCUCCACGCCAAGAUGAGCUACGAGGCCCGCACCGGCGUCAGCGACGAGGUCGGCACUGUCGGCAACGCCCUUGGAUGGUUCUACCUGGCGGCCAAGUUUGCCGAGAACGGCGUCAACCCCGGCCUGCCUGGCAAUGAGAAGUGGGUCAACGACAUGGCUCGCGACGAGGCCAAGAUCCCCUACACCGAAGGCGAGAACCGCCUCCCCCGGCGCUACACCCAGAAGGCUCCCGAGGCACCAGCGGAAGAAGAGGAGGAAGAGGAGGAUGACGAGUAG